Molecule: messenger RNA, 2910 nt
Organism: Pestalotiopsis fici W106-1
Lineage: Eukaryota; Fungi; Ascomycota; Sordariomycetes; Amphisphaeriales; Sporocadaceae
Exons: 1
Coding region: 1-2910 (969 amino acids)
Molecular function (GO): S-adenosylmethionine-dependent methyltransferase activity
Source: RefSeq, a predicted model, not a curated record
AUGGAGGAACCAGAGUAUUCGAGAAAAUCAGCUGCAUCCGAAAACCGUAGGAAUCUGGCACAGUCGUCUAAUGAAAAGAUCGUAUCAUGGUUGUCACCCCGGAGCGAUCACUUUCCCACGCCUCGCGGUUUUCACUUCUUGUCAGCACCGAUACUUCCUUCGUCGCCCUCGACUGUCUCGGCAGACGAAAGCAAUUCUCCCUCGACAUCUUCGAACCCAUGGAACAGAUCGAGUACCUGCACUGAUGUCACCGAGUUUGACGAUAUAUACGACACUUCGGGGGACGAAGACAAGAUUAUGCCAGUACGAAAAGCGUCGCUGAAGCGUCAACACAGCACUCGCCGAGCUUCGUCUCGCAGAUCCUCUACCCAGUCAUUGGCAUCUCAGAGGGCCCUCCCAAAAUUGACGAUUCCCGAGUCUGAAGAUCAGGGCACUGAAUCUUGGUCCGCAAGACCCAAUCUCAGGAAAAUGUUGACUCCAGUGCCUCCUACACCCCCAUCCAGGGUGGAGAUGUCUCCAGCUGUUAUCUAUUUCCUGGAGAGACAGCAGGGUCUUGAUAUUCCCACCGUGUCCGCACCUCCAUCUUUGGAUGGCAGCAUGAGCUCUGAGCAGAUGGCUGCCUUGUCGGCACCUCCAACACCGGUGAUGGGUGCAGGCGAAAGUGUCCCCGAAGCUGAUUGGGCUGGUGUUCGUCUGCAGCCAGGAGCCCUCGCAACUCUGCGUGCUCUUUCUGGAGGUUCCGACGUGGCCGAGGUUGAGUAUCAACAGGAGCCGGUCAUUGAAAUUUCCCAAGCACCAAUCCAGGAGAUGUCUCAACAGACAACGCGCCUAUUUAGCUCCCAAAGACCCGCGCUGAGGCUCUCCACGGGCUCGCAGCGGUCCGUGACUGACUUGGCCCGGCUUGAGAUCCCCUCGCCCAGCAAUUUCUUCUCGGGGCUAUCGCCUCGGACCAGACACACUUGGCACAUGCCUACAAUCACUCCGGAUGAUGUUGCUCCACCGACCUCUACGACAGCCGAACAGUUCUAUCGAUGUCCCUGGGUAGAACAAUCGGUACCCCCGCUCCCCAUUCUUCCUUCCAUGCCCGUGCUUCCUUCCAUUCUGGCAGACUAUGCUUCGCCCGCCUCAGUCCGUGAACAUAUCAUUGAGGCUCACGGAACCGUGUCUGAUGGUAUGCCAACUGCGAGACCUGUGAUCCUGGAACAGAUUGUUGAUGCCAAGGGCAUUCAGUCGGAUGAUCUUCCCACAGCACGCCGCAUUCCGGAAAUAUCGGUACCAUCUACCACACCCGCAGCUCAGGCUGAGCCAUCGUCACCAAAGGAGGACAUUGUUGCUACCGAGAUCGUGACUGCAUACGAUCCCGAGUAUGUCAGGAAACAGCAAGAGGAAGCUCUGUCCAAUCUGGAUCGAACCGAGCUUUGGCUCAUGGCACAGAAGGCUUACCUCAAGGGAGUCAAUCCUGAGUCAGAUACCGAGGCGGAAUCCAAGUUGGAGGCCGUAUUUGCAGAGACUCCCCAAGAUGAUAUUUCCAUCAUCAAGAGUCCCGUAGUUGAGACUUCUCCUAUUGGUGCUCCGACCAAGAAGACUGUUCGCUUCUCCGAAAUUGUAAUCAAGAACGACAUCCCGCGGUCUUUGCCAUCCAUGCUCUGUCGUCAGGAGUCUGCCUAUUACCGCGCCUUCCAGGACUAUAUCAUCCGCAGUCGUUCCCACGAUGCCUUUGUCCACCGUCUGCCCCGCCUCGAGGCUCUUCAGGCGCAACGCGUAUCUCUGCGUGAAGCUCACCGCAACCAGCUUCUCGGCAAGUUCCAACUCUCCGUGGUGCCCCAAUCUGCCAAGAAGAGAAUGAGCACCAAUGUUGCUCGCGGAGAUGAUGUGAUUGUGGACGAUCCCGAGAAGCUCAAGCUAGAAAAGGAGGCAGAGGCGCUCCGCCAAAUGUCAACUGCCAACUGGCAUGUCCAGGCCAUGAAGACGCUCAACGGUGGCCGCCUCUUUUCGGCGCCAUUGGCAAAGAGAUUGGCGCGUCUUUCUCGUAUGGCCGGACCCAGCAAGCGUGCCAGGAUCUUGGACCUCGGUGGCCAGGCAACGUGUGAGUGGGCGUGGCACUGCGCCAUCAUGUACCCCAACACCAAAGUAUACACCGUGACGACCAAGGCCAUCCGUCAACUGUCCAACUCCAACAUCCGAGGUCCCUCCAACCACCGCCAGGUCGCCGUCGACCGUCUCGCCAAGCUCCCGUUUCCCGAUGACCACUUUGACCUCGUUUCUGCUCGUGAACUGCACUCAAUCCUCAAGUUCAUUGGUGAGAAUGGCGAAGAUGAAUGGGAGAGCUGCUUGGCCGAGUGCAUGCGCGUUCUGAAGCCCGGCGGCUACCUCGAGUUCAACCUGCUGGACUCUGACAUUGUCAACGCCGGACCUCUCGGUCUCGCCAAGUCGGUCGAGUUUGGCUUCGCUCUCAAGACCCUCGGCUACGACCCCAACCCCACCAAGAUGUUCCUGAACCGUCUCAGCCGCGCCGGCUUUGAGGAGACGCGCCGCGCCUGGAUGUGCCUCCCCAUGGGCCAGAAGCAGCCCGUCAACAAGAACAUUGUUCGCGACAGCCUCGGCAACGAGGUCAAGCUCGAACUCGAGGCCAUGGUGCAGGGCAGCACCGAGGACGCCGCGUCCAUUGCCGGCGUGGCCGGCAGCUGGGCCUGGGAAAAGUGGCUCCUGCGCUGCGAGACGGAAAAGGUGGCGAGCGAGGGCAGACUCUUGGACACGGCCGUCAUUCGCGAGGCGGGCAUGUGUCUCGAUGGCGUGCACGAUGUCAUUGAGGAGGGUAGACGUUGUGGUGCUGGAUUCCGGGUGCUGAGCGGUUUUGCCAGAAAGCCCCUCGUCCACAAGGAACUUGUACCCAUUACCCUGGUGCAGUAA